AUGAUGAAGAAAAUUUGGGAUGAGUUGUCACAAUCAAUCAAAUAAGUUUACGAUUGGAUUGAAAAGGAGAACUAAUCAUACUUUAACAUCAUCAACGAAAAUACUAAUCUAGCUGAAUCCUCUUACACAGACUUGGAAAAAUUAGUAAAUAUUGUAGAAGGAUCAAAUUUAAAUAAUUGGAAUGCUUAGAAAAUUCUUUAUUGAAGGAGUUGGAUUAGACCAAGAGUUGAUGAGACCAGCUUAUUAAGGCUUUUGUUGAAAAGCCAAAGGAAGGAAUCCGAUAGAUUCAAUAAUCAAUUGAGUAAGUAUUUAAAUCAUAUCUCUAGGAAAGAAGAAGUUUACUAAAUGAAAGAAGAUCUUUUUGAAAUACUAACUUACAUCCAGGAUAUAGAUGAAUCUCUCUAUUAAAAGAUUCUUGAAAUACUUAGAAGAGAGAAAGUUUUAGAUGUCCUUAAAUUCCUUUCGAAUAAAAACAAUCAAAACUUUUAUGAAUCUUUAAGCAACAAGCAAUAGAAUAUCAAAGAUGUAAAGAAGUAAAUAAUGAAAAUAACUAAUGUUUUGAGGAAUAUUUAGGAUCAUAAAUUUAAUAAAUAUGACUAUUCUUAAGAGACAAAUGAAAAAGAAAGACUAAAUCUAAUUAAUAGGAUGAAGAAUAAUAAGGGAAUCAUAGAUUUUAUCAGGUUUUUAGUUCUCCUCACAAGCAUAGACGGUAAAUUUAUUUAAAGUGGAUCUAAUGGAUUGAAUUUAUGUGUAGGAAUGAAGGUAGAUAUUCGGAACAAAUCCUUUGAGAAUAUCAGAAUCAAGAAUACUUCUUUAAUUGGAGGAAAUUUUGUAAGAUGUAACUUAAGUGGAUCUGAGUUUGAGAAUGUGGAUAUCAGUGGAGUCAAUUUUAUGGUGCUUAACUAUUCAAUUGCAAAUGGAAGAACUUGA
Molecule: messenger RNA, 930 nt
Organism: Paramecium primaurelia
Lineage: Eukaryota; Ciliophora; Oligohymenophorea; Peniculida; Parameciidae
Source: the annotation of a GenBank genome assembly